Parus major (Great Tit) is the source of this 3277-nucleotide messenger RNA. It is a transcript of the gene RWDD1, whose product is annotated as RWD domain containing 1. Lineage: Eukaryota; Metazoa; Chordata; Aves; Passeriformes; Paridae. The record is from RefSeq and is a predicted model, not a curated record. Gene Ontology annotation, molecular function: protein binding. Bases 87 to 809 code for a protein of 240 amino acids. Gene Ontology annotation, biological process: cytoplasmic translation. The transcript has 7 exons.
ACGGGACAACGCAGGCGCGGGCGGCGGGCGGGGGUGGCGGCCUCGUCGCGGUGCGGGCGGCCCAUGGCCGUGGGCGGCGGGCCACGAUGACCGACUACAGCGAGGAGCAGCGCAACGAGCUGGAGGCGCUGGAGUCCAUCUACCCGGACUCGUUCACGGUAUUGUCAGAAAAGCCAACAACUUUCACAAUCACUGUGACAUCUGAAGCUGGAGAAAAUGAUGAAACUGUCCAGACAACCCUUAAAUUUACCUAUAGAGAAAAAUACCCCGAUGAAACUCCGCUGUAUGAGAUUGUCUCACAGGAAAAUCUUGAUGAUAAUGAUGUCAUGGACAUAAUAAAACUGCUAGAGCAGCAGGCAGAAGAAAAUUUAGGAAUGGUUAUGAUCUUCACUCUGGUCUCAGCGGUACAGGAGAAAUUAAAUGAAAUAGUGGAUCAAAUAAAAACAAGAAGAGAAGAAGAGAAGAAACAGAAAGAAAGAGAAGCAGAAGAAGAAGAGAAACAACGUUUUCAUGGCACUCCUGUUACCAUUGAGAAUUUCCUUAAUUGGAAAGCCAAGUUUGAUGCAGAGCUUCUAGAAAUAAAAAGGAAAAAGAUGAAAGAAGAAGAGCAAGCGGGCAAAAAUAAGCUAAGCGGUAAACAGCUGUUUGAAAUGGAUCAUAACCUUGACACCUCUGACAUCCAGUUCUUGGAGGAAGCUGGAAACAAUGUGGAGGUUGAUGAAUCUUUAUUCCAAGAAAUGGAUGAUUUAGAGUUGGAGGAUGAAGAGGAUGACCCUGACUACAACCCUGUUAAUUUAGAUAGUGAUUAGACUUAUUUGAACUGAUUCUGUCAUCAGUAUGGACAUAUGUAAGGAGAGAGGGGCAAGCAGGAAAGCCACAGCAUCUGUGGUUUUAGUAAUGUGUAUCGUUUUUCUUUUUUCUUAAUUUUUUUCCAAAGAAAAAAACAACAUAUUUUAAAUCCAGGAGAAUGGUCUUCUGAUGACUUUCAGUAUAAAUAAAUUUACUUUAAUAUUUCAAAUGAAAAAUUUGAGAAAUACUGAUCUGUCUGAAAACGCUUUUCUAUUUUCUCUAAUUUUUUUCCUCCGUACUUCUGUAAUUGUCCUUUGAAGGGAUGUGGCAACAUGCAAGAUGGGAAGAUGUUACAGCAAGCACUAAACACACCUGCAUCUGAAUGCUGAGCAGCUGUUCUGCUGUCUUCCACCUGGGAUAAACAUGGGCAGCUUUGGUGAAUAAAAGGGAUCACAUGCUAUGCAGGGUUUUUUUUUUUUGUUUCUUCCUCCUGUGGAAUUUUUUAAUAAUUCAAGUCAGUUCUGGUGCCCCAGUUUGUCAGCUGUAGAUAGACAGCACUAGGCACCUUUGUUGUAUAGCCUUAUUAAAGCCUAGUGGAAACCAUUUCCAUACAAUUCAAUUGUUUUUCCAUAGUCAUGAAUAAUAUUUUCAAAAUGGUGAAUUCAGGUCAGUAGGGGGGAAAAAAAAUCAGAAUGUGAAAUCCUCUUGAAGUUUGGUUGAUUUGUUCAGAGAGGGCUUGGGUUUUUUUGAAUGUGUGCCUCAAUGAACUUCUAUGAAAAAUCAAAAUCCACAUUAGGAAGAUGAGUUUGCUUUUGGCAGCGAACUGUAUCAAAACACUAUGAGUGGAGUGCACAUUACAGCAGCAGGAUUUAUAGAGUGCUCUAUAGAUUUGAAUGUAAUUGGUGUAGUUUCAGAAGCAUUGUGUUGGCAGCCUGUGAAGGUUAGCACAGAAUGCAGUAAAGCUACACAUCAAUUUGGGGAUGUUGCCCAUCCUUCAGAGUUGUUUCUGGAGCUAACAGCUGUUAGAGUCCUCUCUUACCACCUCCAAACAGCCCAAACACUGCAAGAACUGCAGUGUUUAAACAUGCUGUGUUUGAAACUGCAGCGCUAGAAGGAUGAUGGUGUCAAAAGACAGCUUUCCAAAUAGACAGGCACUUCAACGAUUAAACACUGUGUGCUGAAUUUUAAACACUGUUAGUAGACUGCCUUAACUGUGCCAGCUUCAAUCUUUGAAGAGGGUUGCACUAAAAUAUCACAUUGCUUAGAGGAAUAAUAAAUUUAUGAAUUUUAUUAUUUGAAAAUUCCAUACUCAAGAUGAGAAGUUUAAUUAUGAAAAUAAUUUAAUGGUUAUAAUAUUCUCUGCUCAUAUCGCUCAAGAACAUCUGUUUUGGAUGACUUCCUUUAACCUGUUUUUUUUCCUUUUUUUUUUCAUUCAAGGUGAAUGAAUUUCUAGUAGAUAGAAAUAAGUGUUCAAGUACCCUGUAAAUACUUUUAUAAAUUAACCAUGUGCCUUUGUUCCUACUGUUGUCCCUAUGUUCUUUUCAAUUUUGGCUACUAAGAACUCUAGAUAAGCAUCUGUGUCUCAAUGACAAUGCUUUAUGUUUCAAAGCAAUAAGCAGAAUCUGUACUCCAACAGAGUUACCAGAUACAUUAAAAGAAUUGUGAGCUAAUGUGAUAUUAAAUCUUGUCUUUUCCAAAGAUACAGUUGGAUUGAAAUCUUCAUAGUUACUACAUCCAGCUUCCUGUGUAAUUGCUAGGAUGCUUUAAAAUGCUCUUCAGCACUGAACUUAUUUCUGGCAUGUCUCAACUCAGCUGCAUAAAGCCCCAUUUAAUUCCUAAGGCUGCUUUCCAUUUCCAGCUAUGUAUGUUUAAAACUGGUGGGUUUUUCAUAAAAUGAGUGAAUUGGAUCUCUCUAAAUUUGAACCAAAUCAAAGAAUCGUGUAGUCUGUGCAAAUGUGGUAAUUAGAAAAUUUUCCAAGUGGAUCACUGAUAAGUCAUCUGCAUAUGAAAAGAAGUUUCUCAUUAAUUAUAUUUCUAGAAUUUUGAAAUUUUCUAGUCUGUUUUCACACUAGCAUAUUUAUUGGUUUUCAUUCAGAGAAUGUAUAGCUUAAAAAUGUUAAAAUUAUGUAAAACAAGUUAAAAUGUGAAAAUGUGUUUUUGCUGUUAUAUUUCAAAGCAGAGGAAAUAAUAAGGCUUGAAGUGACAAAAAAAUUGCAUAAAGUCUGUUCCUCCAGGUCUUUAUAAGAAGUUUUAGUGACUCAGUCUGAACUGCAGAUUUGUUUAGCUUUGUUAGCAAUUAACAUCUGUGAAAUAAAAGGGAAUUUGACUGAGAGUAAGCCUGGCUGUGUGUGUUAGUUUACUGAAGUGAAUGGAGAGAAGGGUUUUUUUCUGGAAAAAGUUUAGCCGAGAUGUUUAAAUUUGCUUAUGUACUUUGGAUUAGAUUGAAAACUAAUUCUUAUUAAUUGAAUAAAAUCCCAUUUAUAAACUU